Nilaparvata lugens (brown planthopper) is the source of this 2878-nucleotide messenger RNA. RefSeq names its product homeobox protein koza-like. Gene Ontology annotation, molecular function: RNA polymerase II cis-regulatory region sequence-specific DNA binding; DNA-binding transcription factor activity, RNA polymerase II-specific. The transcript has 2 exons. Gene Ontology annotation, cellular component: nucleus. The record is from RefSeq and is a predicted model, not a curated record. Bases 1094 to 1801 code for a protein of 235 amino acids. Gene Ontology annotation, biological process: regulation of transcription by RNA polymerase II; cell differentiation. Lineage: Eukaryota; Metazoa; Arthropoda; Insecta; Hemiptera; Delphacidae.
UGUGAUUGGUGCUUGGCUAGCCCCAAGUAUCGCAUGCUCCCUUACGUCUCUAGUUUUAAAUCACUUGGCGCACUAAUAGUGCCGAUUCGAAAGUGUAGGGUCGGCUAACGGAAAAUCCAGUCUUGUUAGUUAUCUUCCGAUUCUGUCCAGAGGUCGUCCUGAUAACCUGUUGUAUAGUUGAGUUUCCAAGAUUCCAAAGACAAUUUUCCACUAACGAUACUCUGCAAUUCCUACAAUUGACCUAUCCAGAUUCUAUCUCACUCACGAAAAACUACAAUAAAUCAUCAAAGUUAACUAACGUAGUUUCAAUAGACAGCUUUCCCACUUUAAACUACAGUUCUUAGCGAUAAACUUACGAUUUCUAAACUCCCAAAUUACGAUUUCAUUGAUCUGUUCGAUAGACUUAUAACUCAAAUUCAUCUUGAACUAUAAAGUCUAAAGCACUUAGUUGCCGUGUGAUAAAUACCCUGCUCUUGUCAGUAUAAACCCCCAAUUGUGCUACGGAAUGUAUCCCACCUUAAAUCAGUUGAAAAAACAGGAAAUUCUUAUUUGAUCAUUAAAAACUCUAAUUGAAAUAAUCUAUGUGAAUCAACGAGUUUAAAUACUUCAAACACCCCGAUACAACAAAGAAAAAGUACCUUCUAGAUUAAAAUAAGGUAGGAAAUUGAAGUAACGCAGCAAUAUUUUCGUGUCUAUGAAGUUUCUAAGGAGACCGGGAUUCUUUAGUGUGAAGUGGAACAAAAUCUUUUACUUUUUUUGUCAAUUUUUUGAACUCUCAACCCUUGCUAAUUGACUGAUCGUAUCCAAACAUAAGAUCGAGAUUUCUGAUUGUGUAUAAAUUCAGAACACCAGUCAUCUAUCCCGGUGUUGUAAUCACAUCAAUGUCUGAGAGACUUCUUAACUUUGAGGUUCACCUUAUUUAGAAACUUCAGUCAGUUUGGGUUGAUUUUUAAAGUUAUUAAAAAGUUCAAAUUAUUGGAUUCAAAGUUGGGUGAGCAGUCUACGUGAUAAAUAUUUGAAGUUCGGAUAUCAAGUUGACGUGAUAAUGCUACUCAUUGGUUGAAGUUCGAACAUCAAGAGUGCAGUCGCCACUAUGGAGAACAUCCUUGAGACGCAGAAGCAUUGUCUGCAAGGGUUGCAGCGGCAAGCCAGCGGUGUGACUCCGUUCUCGAUAGCUGACAUUUUGAAAUCACGUGCUCCCGCCCACGUGACACUACAAGAGAGUGCCAUCGAUAUGUCCAGGAAGUCCUCGCCUGUCACCAAGAUCUAUCAUUCAGGUAUGGAGCGGAUCCUGAGACCCGACGGCCUGCAGUUGAUGCUACGCGAGCCGCAGGAGUCGGGCCGCAAGAAGCGAUCACGCGCCGCCUUCUCCCACUCACAGGUCUACGAGCUGGAGCGACGCUUCAACCAGCAGCGCUACCUGUCAGGUCCCGAGCGGGCCGACCUGGCCGCCGCCCUCAAACUCACCGAGACCCAGGUCAAGAUCUGGUUCCAGAACCGUCGCUACAAGACCAAACGGAAACAGAUGCAGCUGAUCCAGGGCCCGGAACCGUCGCGAACCGACCCCAAGCGGGUAGCCGUCAAAGUUUUGGUCCGGGAUGACAACCCGAUACGUUCGGGUUACCCCCCGGUACCUGUACCCUUCCCCGCCUACUAUUAUUACCAUCCCCUGCUAUACUCGGCAGGCGCCCCUGUUCCUACAGUUUCAUCGAGCACAGACCAUGAUGUGGAUUAUGAUAGUGAGUCACCAGUUAAUGUUGUCGAUGAUAAUCCAUCCUCAACGACGGCUAGCACUGAUUAGAUUAGCAUUCAUAGUUCCACGUUAGUUUAUUUAUUCAUUUAUUUGAUAUCCAACAGUUAAAUUUUUAUUCAACUCAAGUAUGUACAAUAAUGUGAAAGAAUACAAAAUAACAAGACAAAAAAAAGUUAGUUGAAGAAAGGUUGUUUUGGAUUAGGAACGUGUAAAUAAUAAUGUGAUGAUUGUAAAAAAAACUUGUGUCACUAUUUAUUUGUUCCAUUGUUGAACUCUAAAUAAGAACUGAUCAUUCACUUCUGUAGUUUCAAAUCUUUUACUGUAAUUGAUAAUGAAGUGAUAGUUUUGGUUAGAGAUGUGAGAUGUGAGAUUCCAUGUGGAUAACAUACGAUUAUUAUUUCAUGUGGAUAAGAUUGGAUUAUUAUUCUAAUGUUUAUCAGAUUGAAUGAAUUUGGUUACCUAUGUUUCUAUCAUUGCUGAGAAUUGACCAGUUCUCAUUUAUUGCCCAGUUCCACAUUAUUUAUUGAUACGGUAGCUUUAAAAAGGUUUUUUUUAAUAUAUGUUCGUAUAUUUGUACGUAUAUUUCUAUAAAACAUUCGAAAUAUACGAAAUGAAAUUGUACUAUCUGCGUCUUUAUUGUAGCUGAGUGCAUUAGCUUAUUCUAAGAAACGAAACAUAAAGAAACUAUUCUCAUGGAAAAAUUAUCAUUUGAAAAUAAAUUUGAGUUCCAUUGGAAUGCACACUCAAUAUUUUUUCUAUUACUCUGAAUUGCAUCCUUGGAGUAUUCCUACAAAGCUCACAUCUUUACAGACACAUCUGAAUCUUUACCACAUUGGAACUUUAUCAAUGUAGCACUGUAGAUUACACUUAUGUGUGAUGAAUGAUGUAACAUGUAACAUUAAUGUUUCCACUUGACUUUUGGUAUACUCUCAUGAACAUACAAAACUACAGUCACUGUAAAAAAGUAAAAUUAAGCGAAAAUAUAUAUAUUUAUGAGUGUUAUUUAUUGUUUGUGUAAUGGCUGUAUAUGAAUCCUUUUGCACUGCCUGUAUAAUUUAUAAUUCUUACACUUAUUAGAUUGUGAUAUAGAAGAAGAUAAUAUUAAAAAUAUAUAAAUGUAUGAAU